Messenger RNA from Acanthopagrus latus (yellowfin seabream), 3084 nucleotides. It is a transcript of the gene zdhhc15b, whose product is annotated as zinc finger DHHC-type palmitoyltransferase 15b. The record is from RefSeq and is a predicted model, not a curated record. Gene Ontology annotation, biological process: protein targeting to membrane; peptidyl-L-cysteine S-palmitoylation; synaptic vesicle maturation. Gene Ontology annotation, cellular component: Golgi apparatus; endoplasmic reticulum. Bases 74 to 1081 code for a protein of 335 amino acids. Lineage: Eukaryota; Metazoa; Chordata; Actinopteri; Spariformes; Sparidae. Gene Ontology annotation, molecular function: protein-cysteine S-palmitoyltransferase activity. The transcript is spliced from 11 exons.
UCACCGAUGUCACUGAUGGAUAAAUCCCAGGGAUGGUAGUCGAGCGCAGAUAAAAGCAGAGGUUAGAUGGAAUAUGGCUCUCUCCAGAGGUUUGAGGUGCUGUCAAAGGGUUUUCUCUUGGAUACCUGUGCUUAUAAUAACCUCCGUGGUGUUGUGGUCGUAUUACGCCUACGUAUUUGAGCUAUGUCUGUUUACACUCACCAACACAUUGGAAAAAGUGGCCUAUCUGCUGGUUUUUCAUGUUUGUUUUGUGAUGUUCUCCUGGACCUACUGGAAGUCCAUAUUUACCCCUCCUGCAUCACCAUGCAAAAAGUUUCAGCUGUCAUACUCAGACAAGCAGAGAUACGAGAUGGAGGAGAGGCCAGACGCUCAGAAGCAAAUCCUGGCUGAGAUCGCAAAGAAACUGCCCAUCUUUACUCGAGCUCAGUCUGGAGCUAUCAGGUUCUGCGACCGCUGCCAGGUACUGAAGCCUGACCGCUGUCACCACUGCUCGGUUUGUGAAACAUGUGUCUUGAAGAUGGACCAUCAUUGUCCCUGGGUGAACAACUGUGUGGGCUUUUCAAACUACAAGUUUUUCCUGCUUUUCCUCUCCUACUCCAUGCUGUACUGUGUAUUCAUUGCAGCAACAGUCUUUCAGUAUUUCCUGAAAUUCUGGGUGGGGGACUUGCCAAAUGGGCCCGCAAAGUUCCAUGUCCUCUUCCUCAUGUUUGUGGCGCUCAUGUUCUUCGUCAGUCUCAUGUUCCUCUUUGGCUACCACUGUUGGCUGGUGGCCAAAAACAGAUCAACUUUAGAGGCCUUCUCAGCUCCUGUUUUUGUCGCUGGACCAGACAGAAAUGGCUUCAAUGUCGGUAUACGCAGAAACCUGCAGCAGGUAUUUGGAGAGGACCGGAGGCUGUGGUUCAUCCCUGUCUUCACAAGCCAGGGGAACGGCCACUACUUCCCCUUGAAGAAUCGGAGUUCUGAGUCCCGGAACCCCUUAUUAGCUAAUGAGGACAUGUGGGAGGAGUCAGAUGACGGCUCUGAAGACGGAGACCUGGUUGAGGACCAAGACCCCUCCGUUACCAUAGAGAUGGGGGAGUAGUCAUUUAAUCAAAGGACGAUUACCACUGGUACAGAGGAUGUAUAAUAAUAUCACACACACUGUGUACCACGAGGCAAAUGCAUUCCAAAUCAUGCGGAUGUUCAGACACUGAAAAAAAAUACGAAGGGGGCCAAACGUGUGGAUUAGAAGCUGCAUUUGGAUUGUCAUUGCCACUUUAAACCGGGUGUUUUACAUAAUGUUGUAUAGAUGAACUCAAUGGACAACCAGUAGCAUCAACUCUCCUCACCUCUCCUGGAAAACAAUAUAAGUUUGAUUCGGAUAAUAAUAAUACCUCACACCAGUGGUGGAAUGUAACUAAGUACAUUUACUCAAGCACUGUGUUCUUGCUUUACAUGAGUAAUUCCAUUUUCUGUUACUUAUUACAUUUUACUCUACUGCAUUGAGUUGAUACAUUUAGUUACUUUGCAGAUACUUAUAUAAUACAAAUAAAAAAUCAAGUUAUAAAUUAUGUUGCACUAUUAUAGAUGAAGCUACCCAGCAGUAUAUAACGUAAAUCAAGUGAGCUCCAUCUUUACCAGAAGCAACACUGAAGUGAUGUAUACAUUAACACAUCAAUAAUUACAAGUAAUCCAGUUACAUAUAUAUUUAUUAUUCUGAAAUGGGGCCGUUCUGCACUUUUAAUUUUAGUACUUCAAGUAUUGGAUGCUUAUACUUCUGUACUUGUACUUAAGUAACAUUUUGAAGGCAGGACUUGUAAAAGGGUAUUUUUAGACUGUAGUAUUGACAGUAUACUUAAAAAGAUCUUCCUCCACCACUGCCUCACACACAAAAAAGACAACCGCUAUUUCCUGUUCCAUGGGUGAUGUGUCUCCCUCUGGUUGUUCAUCUCAAGGCACUGGCAUCUAUGGGAUUAUAGAUUGCUGUAACUUUGGAAGCUUCUGUCCGGCGCUGUACUGUUUUAUAGUGUCAGUGUUUGGCUGCAAGUUCACAGUGUUGCACCUUAGACCUCAACCCCAUAACGCUCCGGAGGCGCCUUGUAUAGAUCUGGCUUCCUGGUCUCUAACAGUUUGGGUCGUGCAGCAUAACAGCAUCAAUAUAACGGAACAACAUUAAGAUUUUACUUUUUUUCACUGAAUAUUAACAUAUUAGAGUAACUGACUUGACCAUUGCCUUAUUAAUAUAUUUAUUGUUGUGUUUUGGGAGAGCAUCUCUCCAAAGAAUGUAUCCACCCUGCUUGUGAAUAGACUGUGCCAACAUCUUAGGCACCUAUUUAUGGAAGAACCUCUUAAAGGCUUUUAGUUAAGCAUUUUGUCAUUUCAUUUUGAGUUGAAAUGCCAUUGCUAGUGUCUAAUGGCACUGGGGACAGGAAUAAAAUUAAAAACAGUCUAAAUUUGUGGCUUGGCUUCAUAGCUACAACUCUAUAUAUUUGUAAAUGAAUAGGGAUGCACUGAUAUAUCAGCCAAUUAUCGCUUUUUUUGCAAAUGUGCUCACAUCCUCCAAUGGCAGUGGCUGAUGUUUAUCUGUUUUCUAACAUCAGUUUUGCGCUAGCUCAUUCAUGAGCUCCUGGCUCAGAACAUCCCUGCCAUCAAUGUACAAGGCUUUUUGAGUACUAACAUUUUUUUUAUAUCAGUGUGUAGGUAGUUGGAUAGUGGGCUGAAAAGAAUUUUGGAUCAAUUGUUAUAUAUAAAACAAACCCUUUUUUCAUAUGAAAGACAGUUAUUAUAGAGGUUUUUUCAUAAAUUCCACAGAUCCAGAUUCCAAAUUUGUACUCAAAGCUGAUGUGAUGAAAGACUGUAUCUCUUCAAGACAGUUAUUUUUUUAGACUUGCACAAAAGAGAGUAUAAAUAACAAAUGUUACACAACAACAAAAAAAUCAGCAUUACCUAGCCACCAAAUAUGCUAUUUAAAACAUAAAUAUCAACCCAUAAUCUCACAAUCGGUGCAUCCCUAAAAGUGUAUGUUGAAAUCUCAGUAUUUAGUCAAUUUUAAAGGUGCAAUAUGUAAGAAUUUUAGUUGAAAAAAAAAAAAAAAAAUUAUUAACA